Molecule: messenger RNA, 1699 nt
Organism: Carica papaya (papaya)
Lineage: Eukaryota; Viridiplantae; Streptophyta; Magnoliopsida; Brassicales; Caricaceae
Product: protein DETOXIFICATION 37-like
Biological process (GO): xenobiotic detoxification by transmembrane export across the plasma membrane
Cellular component (GO): membrane
Molecular function (GO): antiporter activity; xenobiotic transmembrane transporter activity
Source: RefSeq, a predicted model, not a curated record
GCCCACUGUAAUACCCACGACCAAAUUACGCAAACAGAUCAUGGAGAGCAACCAAUCAGAAAAUCUCCACGAACCAAUGUUGAGCUGCUCCAAGCAGCACCUGCAACGACAAGACGGCGGCGGUAACCGCCGGCAAAUGGUUCACGAAGUGGAUUUUAGACUGGAAACAGUCUUGAACGAUUCCCAGUUGCCAUUCUUGAAGCGUCUGCAUUUGGCUUCAUCUAUCGAACUCAACAUCCUCUUUCACUUGGCUGCUCCCGCGGUCCUCGUCUACCUUCUAAAUAACACCAUGUUCUUGUCCACCAGAAUGUUCUGCGGUCGCCUCGGUAAUCUCGAGCUCGCUGCCGCCUCGCUCGGCACCAGCGGAAUCAGCUUCUUCUCCUACGGCCUCAUGCUGGGGAUGGGGAGUGCAGUUGAGACAUUAUGCGGACAAGCUUACGGCGCGCACAGAUACGAAAUGCUCGGAGUGUAUCUACAAAGGUCAACGAUUGUACUUACGUUGACCGGAAUCCCGAUGACCGUCGUCUACAUCUUAUCAAAACCCAUAUUAACCUUACUCGGGGAACCAAACGACGUCGCAUCAAAUGCGGCAAUAUUCGUCUGCGGGCUAAUACCACAGAUCUUCGCGUACGCCGUCAACUUCCCGAUACAAAAAUUCUUACAAGCGCAGAGCAUUGUGGCGCCGAGCGCGUAUAUUUCAGCGGCGACGCUGGGAGCGCACCUGGUGCUGAGCUGGGUGGCGGUGUAUAAAAUGGGUCUGGGCUUGUUGGGCGUGUCGCUGGUGCUGAGCCUGUCGUGGUGGGUGGUGGUGGUGGCUCAGAUGUUGUACAUAGUGGUGAGCCCACGGUGCAGAUUGACUUGGACCGGACUGAGCUUGAAGGCGUUCGAUGGGCUGUGGGAAUUCUUUAAGAUGUCGGCUGCGUCGGCUGUAAUGCUGUGUUUGGAAACUUGGUAUACUCAGUUACUGGUUUUGAUAACUGGAUUGCUCAAGAACCCGGAGCUCGCUUUGGAUUCUCUUUCCAUUUGCAUGGCCAUUUCUGCUGUGUCCUUCAUGGUCUCAGUUGGAUUCAACGCAGCCGCAAGUGUAAGAAUUAGCAACGAGCUUGGAGCUGGAAAUCCCAAGUCGGCAUCUUUUUCAGCAGCAGUGGUGACUUUGGUUUCUUCCAUCAUUGCCGUGGCGGAAGCCGUCCUCGUUCUCGCCCUCCGCCGUGUUAUUAGCUACGCUUUCACCGAUGGUAAAGUUGUCGCAGAUGCAGUCUCGGAGCUUUGCCCAUAUCUGGCCAUUACUGUUAUACUCAAUGGAAUUCAACCUGUCUUAUCUGGCGUAGCCGUUGGGUGCGGAUGGCAGGCAUUUGUGGCAUAUGUAAACAUAGGAUGUUACUACCUCGUUGGCAUCCCUGUAGGUUGUCUUCUCGGCUUCAAGUUUGAUCUCGGAGCCAAGGGAAUAUGGUCCGGAAUGAUAGGAGGAACUCUUAUGCAGACUCUUAUCUUGUUGUGUGUCACGUUCAGAACAGACUGGGAGAAGGAGGUUGAGAAAGCAAGGUCUCGUUUGGAUAAAUGGGAAGACAAGAAUGAGCCUCUGCUGAAGCAGUAAAUUAUAACACGUCAAAAAUGGUUUUCAAAAUUUUGUAAUUUUUUUUGUCUUUGAUCUUUUUUUUUUUCUUGGGACUAAUAAGAGCAUGUUAAUUUAAAGGCAGUG